GGGCGCCGGCGGUCGCAGGUCCCGCGGGGCGCGCCCGCCGCAGACCCCGCCCCGCUGCGCCCCGCCCCGCCCCGCCCCGCGGCGGCCACUCCAGGGUUCCCCCGGCGCCCGCCCCCGCGCGCCCUGCGCCGCCCGCCCUUCCCGGCCGCCGCCCCGCCUGCCAGGCCUUUAGCGAACAUGGCGCUUGUCCCGUGCCAGGUGCUGCGGGUGGCGAUCCUGCUGUCCUACUGCUCUAUCCUGUGCAACUACAAGGCCAUCGAAAUGCCCUCGCAUCAGACCUACGGCGGGAGCUGGAAAUUCCUGACGUUCAUUGAUCUGGUCAUCCAGGCUGUCUUCUUUGGUAUUUGUGUGCUGACUGAUCUUUCCAGUCUUCUGACUAGAGGAAAUGGGAACCAAGAACAAGAAAGGCAGCUCAAGAAGCUCAUCUCGCUCCGGGACUGGAUGUUAGCUGUGCUGGCCUUUCCUGUCGGGGUUUUCGUUGUAGCGGUGUUCUGGACCAUUUAUGCCUAUGACAGAGAGAUGAUUUAUCCAAAGUUGCUUGAUAAUUUUAUCCCAGGGUGGCUGAAUCACGGAAUGGUCUCCCCCACCCUGCGGGAACCCCAGGACCCAUGGAGGGUUGGAGAUGUGCUUGACCCCUCUACAUCGUGGCAGCACACAACAGUUUUGCCCUUUAUAUUAAUCGAGAUGAGGACAUCACACCAUGCGUAUCCCAGAAGGAAUAGCGGACUCGCCGCCAUAUGUACCUUCUCUGUUGGCUAUAUAUUAUGGGUGUGCUGGGUGCAUCACGUAACUGGGAUGUGGGUGUAUCCUUUCCUGGAACACAUUGGCCCAGGAGCCAGGAUCGUCUUCUUUGGGUUUACAACCAUCUUAAUGAACUUUUUGUACCUGCUGGGAGAAGUUCUGAACAGCUAUAUCUGGGAUACACAGAGAAGUAUGGAAGAAGAGAAAGAGAAGCCUAAAUUGGAAUGAGAUCUAAGUCUAAAUGAAAGAGCUGGAUUGAGCCAUCAUUGAGGACUCGCUACCCCCUGGGCAUUGGCUGUACAGGAGAGGAAGCGGUGAAGAAAGCAGUGGAAUUCACCUCAGCCUCUCUGCCCCAGAGGGGGGGCACCUUUAUAGAGAAAUAUAUAUAAGAAUAGAAUACAAUUAUUUCCAAGACAACUUGCCCUCGUUAUGUUUUAAAGACUUAUUUCCAAAUUCAUUACUGAUAGUAACAUCUUUUUUUUCCUCUUCUAGUUUUUAAAACUAAAAUUGAUCAUUGGUUUUUAAUUUUUGCAAUUGUAAUUCCAUUUAGUCGAGGAAGAAUAAAAUUCGAUUGUGUUUCUUGUUGAGAAAUAUGUAAAAAUCGAAGGUACAGAUGUAAAGCAAGGCGUUCGCAAAUUGAGUCCUGCAGGUGGCUGGGAUACCGACCCUGGACCACAGGGCAGUUCUGGAAGAAAUGUGCCAGGUGUUCCGUUUUGCAAUAAUGUCACCAUUGCCUCAAAUAGGCAAUGUUAGUAAUAAUCACAUCAAUUUAGUCAAAACCCUGAGUGUAUUUGAAUCUCAUGAUUUAAUCUUGUGAAACUUUUCCUAUAUUCAAACAAAGUUGAAUAAAGACCAAGUCACCCCAGUC
Hyaena hyaena (striped hyena) is the source of this 1609-nucleotide messenger RNA. RefSeq names its product androgen induced 1 (gene AIG1). NCBI's taxonomy places the organism in Eukaryota, Metazoa, Chordata, Mammalia, Carnivora, Hyaenidae. The coding region runs from base 178 to 969 and encodes 263 amino acids. Gene Ontology annotation, cellular component: membrane; endomembrane system. The record is from RefSeq and is a predicted model, not a curated record. The transcript has 7 exons.